GGUUUUUGGUUCCUUCUGCUGCUCCGGUUUUGACCACGAGCUGGAGCAGGUCUGCAGUCAUGGAGGCAGACCUGCCCUAUUUAUCUGAGGGUUCUGUUGUGUUGGUCUGCACUGUUCUUUCGGGUUUGCUUAAAAGCGAAUGAAGGGUCUAUUAGAGUCUCUUAGUUGGAUUAUCCAGAUUACGCAGCUGGAUUUCUUUUCACAGAGAGCAGGAAAGUCCCUCAGUUCCACAGUGUCACAGUCUAUCAAUAGAAACGGAGAGCUGCAGGCCACGCCCCGCUGUGAUUGGAUCAUCGAUCUGCUCUGUGAUUGGUGUUCUCGGCUGUCGGUCACGGCGCUGCGCCUCUUGUUGCUCCGGGUUCCUGAUGCUGGCGCAGACUCUGAUCUCCGUUCAGGUGCGCGGCAGCGCGGCGUCGUUGGAGCUGAGCUGCGGGUGGAGGACGCGUGGAUGGAGCUGCAGUCGUGACUCCGUCCGCCUCUCACUGCAGAAGACUCUGCGCUGAAGAAGCAGCGACAGCAGCAUCCUCCCGGCGCGCGGCAGCGCUCACCUCAUCCGCAGACAUGGGCACCGUCCUCUCCAUCUCCCCCGCCAGCAAAAAGGCGUCCAUCAUGGACGCAGACGUCUCCGCCGACAGGCUGAAGAACGACAAGAGCCUGAAGCGCCACUCCAUGUUCGUGUCGCUCUCCUGGAAGAAGCUGGUCUCCAAUUCAGCCAAGAAGAGCGCAAAGAAGGUGACCCCGAACCCGCAGCCCGCGCGCGAGCUCCCGUCCUGCCAAGUGGCGCAGCGCAACAGCGAGAACAGCCGGAGGACGGAGGAGAAGAGGCCCAAGGCGCCCAUCCCGGUGCCGGUGCCCACUGUGCCCACGCAGGGCGGGGAGAACGGGCGGCUCUCGUCGGUGCAGAAGCAGCCCAGCAGCUUCUCUCUGGUGUCUCCGAGGCGGAUCGUGAUCCAGGCGUCCACCGGGGAGCUGCUGCGGUGUUUGGGGGACUUCCUCUGCCGCAGGUGCUUCAAGGUCCAGGACCUAAGCAGCGCAGAGGUGGUCCUCUGGUUCCGAAACAUUGACCGGACUCUCCUGAUCCAGGGCUGGCAGGACAUUGGCUUCAUCACGCCGGCUAACGUUGUGUUCGUGUACCUGCUGUGCCAGGACACGAUCACGGACGGCGUGGAGAGCGCGGCGCAGCUGCAGGGCGCCUUCCAGACCUGCCUCUACCUGUCCUACUCCUACAUGGGCAACGAGAUCUCAUACCCGCUCAAGCCCUUCAUGAUUGACGCCAACAAGGACGUUUUCUGGGAGACGUCGCUGCGCAUCAUCGACAGGAUGAGCGCCAAAAUGCUCCAGCUGAACGCGGACCCGCACUUCUUCACGGAGGUCUUUCAGGACCUGAAGAACCAGCGCGAGUCCGCCGAGGGCAACCUGGACCGCUGACCGGAACCGGACUGUGGCGCACUUUGAAUGUGAACGCACCCGCGCGGGUUUGAGGGCUUCUCUGGAGCUUCGCAGUGUUACGCAACGUCAGGCCGCAGUGCGGGGGGAGGGGGGUCCGACAUGCAUGCCUGUAGAUGUUCUCUGUUUGCUUUGUUCCUUCUCUGUUCCAUCACAUCCUUCACUCAGGAUGAACCCCCCCAUUCUGGGGAGGAGAACGGAUGAGAUGAAAGACCAGAACAGACCUGGAGCUGGAGCUGUCCAGGGUGCUGACCUGUGCUCCAAUUUCUGCUCCUCUCACUAUUUUUGUUUAGAGCCGAGCCGGGCUUAACGGGGCCACAGUUAGCCCAGCACACUUUCGGCACAUAAGCCUUGGAAGCAGAGGAGGCAUAAUCUGCUGUUCCAAAACAUCCCUGCUGACCGAUGGAACAAAGUGAAGGAAUCCCACACUCAUCCACCCAAUCCUGCUUUUCCUGUGCCAGUGUGUGCUGAAAACACCUGGACAGGUUUGGUUGGAGCUCCUGCUGACCCGAUGACCUCCUUCAAAGCUGCUCUGCGGUGGUCCUCUGCGACCAAUUGUACAGUUUCUCAAAAGAUUGUUUGGAAUCUUCUGUGUGCCAACUGUGACCGAAGCCUGAAGCGUUGAGGUUUACAUGUACAUAUCCCAUAUUUGGACUGUUUUCCGCUGCCUGUUCUAUUGUAGCUUCAGCGUCACACAAACAAACCAACACAGCUUAACGGUAUAGAAGUCCUUUUUAUUCUUCUGGUUCCUCCUGGUUCGGUGGUCACCACCUGCAUCGGGGGAAACCUUCGUAACGUGUCGUGACUUUUGCUUGGAAAGUGAAAACGAUGCUGCUCUUUUGCACAACAGGCGUUCAGUGUUUGCACAGUGGUAUGGCAUAGCUGUGGUCCACUGGUGUUUGGCGCUGGAGUCUUCUUCAUCACAUGUCUGUCUCCAGUUUCACAAUCAGACCGUCUUUGGGGUCGUCGUGCGCAAAGUGACAUCUCCAGUGUCAUGACCAGGUCAAUACAGUAGCUGUGUAUGGUGACCCUUAUGAAAUAAAUCCAACCUUCUGCAGGCUG
Molecule: messenger RNA, 2508 nt
Organism: Oryzias latipes (Japanese medaka)
Lineage: Eukaryota; Metazoa; Chordata; Actinopteri; Beloniformes; Adrianichthyidae
Gene: cdk5r2b
Product: cyclin dependent kinase 5, regulatory subunit 2b (p39)
Biological process (GO): axon guidance; brain development
Cellular component (GO): cytoplasm; protein kinase 5 complex; growth cone
Molecular function (GO): protein kinase binding; cyclin-dependent protein serine/threonine kinase activator activity
Source: RefSeq, a predicted model, not a curated record